CCACUUGAUUGUCGAAUAUUAAUUUGUUCGACUCGCGUAUGUUCCGAGUGCUAUUAUUCGAGCGUGUCAAUUUGCAAAAAAUAACAUCCUAGAGUCAUUUCGCGUGGCAGCCAGAAAUCUAUAAACCCCACGUCGCCGAUUGGCCGAUUCUCGGGACACCAGGACCUUCCGAUUGUUCGGUCCCAGUGGAAAAACCCCAAGCACCGGUCGCCGUGAGUGGCUGCGGUCGAUAGCAGCUGAUAGCAGCGUAGUCAAACGAGACGUCGACGUCGACUCCCGGUGAAUAGACGUAUACGUACACACACGUGGCCGACAUUGUGCGCCGUUGUUUCGCGUAAUUCCUUCACGAGCAGUGAAAAGACACGGCAGUCGCGUUCGCCUCGAGAAUCUCGAGAUCCGCCAUCCGCCUCGGCGUCUGGGAACGUCCGGGAACAUCCCCGGGCACGUGUGGUCGCGAGCCGACCAAGUCCUAGCUACUCGUUAAAGGCAAUCGCGCUCGGCCGCGGCCGCGGGUGAAACCGUCUUCGACGAGGUCCAGGUCUCGGCGGUUCGUUCGCCUCGACCGUCUCGACGUCCUCGACGAUGGCAGAUAUGCCAGCGAACGUGAGCGUCACGCGAAAAAUGUCCUUCGGCAUCAACGGCAAGCUCAACGGCGUCGAGAGCAAGACUCCUUUUCUGAUAGGCGUCUCCGGCGGCACCGCGAGUGGCAAGUCUACGGUGUGCAAGCGUAUAAUGGAAAAACUAGGGCAAGUCGACAUGGAUCACCAAAAACGUCGAGUGGUGUGCAUAUCACAGGACAGCUUCUACCGUGACCUGAUGCCCGCUGAGAAACUGAAAGCUGAGAAGGGACAGUACAAUUUCGAUCAUCCCGAUGCCUUCGACGAUGACCUGAUUUUGCAAACGCUGCAGGAUAUACUUGCUGGUGUCAAGUGUGAAAUACCAGCUUAUGAUUAUAGGACAAACAGUUUAAUGAAGGAUCAAGUUACCACGAUAUAUCCCGCUGAUGUAGUACUGUUUGAAGGAAUACUGGUAUUUUAUUUUCCCAAGAUCCGGGAUUUGUUUCACAUGAAAUUGUUCGUGGAUACCGACUCUGACACCAGACUUGCAAGGAGAGUGCCAAGAGAUAUAAAGGAACGUGGAAGGGAUUUGGAUUACGUCCUGAAUCAAUACAUGAACUUUGUAAAACCAGCUUUCGAGGAGUUUUGCUUGCCAACAAAAAAGUUUGCGGAUGUUAUAAUACCUAGGGGUGCGGAUAACACAGUGGCAAUAGAUCUAAUAGUGCAUCACAUCUGGGAUAUUUUGCGUUUGAAAAACGCCGAAAACUCAGCCGGGCAGCAUCCAUUCCUCUACCAGCGUAGACGUACUUCGACCUCAUCCGACACGCUCAGCAGAUGACUUAAGCAUGAUAAGCUCACUCUGUCAAGCACUGCAUUUUUUCUACAUCACGCUCUUGUGUAUGACUGAAUUCUGUACGACAUUUUUCCAAUCCUUCUUCUAAUAAUUACGGAGAAGUAAUGUCCGUUUUUUUUAAAUGCAGGAUUACUCAUACAUUUAUGUCAUCGAUCGAUUCAAAUCAAUUAGCAGUGACUUGAAUAACGGAUAAUUCUCGAUAGACUCGAAUUCAUAAAUAGUGAGUCAAAUUAAUUAAAGUAAAAAACAAACAAAUGAAUACAAUAAGUACUUUUGCUAAAAUAUCUAUUAAAUUAGAUUCUGUUGUGAUCAAUCAAUUUCGAUGAGUAUUAAAUUUUGAUAUGAGACUUAAUAUUUGUAUUUACUAAUGUCUAGGAUUUUUAUUUCUGUUGUGAUACUUUCACACAAACGCUAGAUUAUGGUCAAUUAAACACGACGUUUGAUUAAAACUUUAUAUGAUGGAAACGGACAUUGUUUAUUCGCCAAUGAUGUAUUACAGUCAUUGAGAAUUUAUAUACCUUACAUUUUUACAUGGCGGAGAGAAUGGUGCUUUUUAUACAUAUUUUAUCCUAAAUGAGUACAUUAGCUUGAAUUACAAUUCUAAAUCGUCGAAAAAUGCAUGAAUUGUGUAAAUUCACUAAAAAAUAGGUGAAUUAAAAGGGAUUGACAGCAAUAGCGUCGAUGCAAUUGAAUUCUUAAUUUUUCAACUCUAGAUUUU
Messenger RNA from Temnothorax curvispinosus, 2128 nucleotides. It is a transcript of the gene Uck, whose product is annotated as probable uridine-cytidine kinase. The transcript has 5 exons. The record is from RefSeq and is a predicted model, not a curated record. Lineage: Eukaryota; Metazoa; Arthropoda; Insecta; Hymenoptera; Formicidae. Gene Ontology annotation, cellular component: cytosol; cytoplasm. Gene Ontology annotation, molecular function: kinase activity; ATP binding. The coding region runs from base 583 to 1395 and encodes 270 amino acids.